CUGGUUUUUAUGAACGCCCCCCUCACACUGCGGGAGGAGCCAUCUCUUCUGCAUUCGCCUCGUAUCUCCGAACCACAUUUUGGAAUAUUAGCCGCGGGAGAGUCGGUAGAAAGCGUUAUGGGGCCAGCGGAAACAGUGAAUAUCGAAGACAGUCCGUCUGCCUGUGUAUCCCCACCCGAUGAAAUAAGUGAUAGUGAAACUAUGAGUGUGAAGUACCGGGGCUGGACAUUGGAAAUCGAGGCAACUCCCGUGCAAUCCGACCGGGUUCAACAUUUGCUGCAGGCCCAACAGCGGGUCGUAUUGUACGAACAGGCUACCAUCGAGCUCAGACUCCACGAAACAGUGCUAUAUCUCGACUUACUCCAACACCAAGUAAAUUUGGCGGCGAGAAAAAGUCACCACAUCGAGCAGGAAAUUUCUCGGGCGCAGGCUGUUGUCAGCGCUCAGAGUCUGUCAAGGGAGAUGGCGGGGCCAUGUGCCAGUGGACAUACAAAUUGCGGAUACUGCGGUACCCAAGUCAAGCUUUGA
Mycena indigotica is the source of this 528-nucleotide messenger RNA. RefSeq lists its product as uncharacterized. The coding region runs from base 10 to 528 and encodes 172 amino acids. The transcript is spliced from 2 exons. NCBI's taxonomy places the organism in Eukaryota, Fungi, Basidiomycota, Agaricomycetes, Agaricales, Mycenaceae. The record is from RefSeq and is a predicted model, not a curated record.